This is a messenger RNA of Mesorhabditis spiculigera, 624 nucleotides long. NCBI's taxonomy places the organism in Eukaryota, Metazoa, Nematoda, Chromadorea, Rhabditida, Rhabditidae. The record is from the annotation of a GenBank genome assembly.
AUGAUGACGAGUCUGGGGCGCGCUGACCCUGCUGCCCACAGCCGUAUCUUGGCCGCUGCUGCCGCACGGCUUGCAGCAUCUAAGGACAAGGAUAUGAUCAGCGCCUUUCCGAUUCCGCUUGCCUUCAUAGGGGCUAAAUAUGAUGAAUUUCAGAAUUUCGAGUCGGAGGAUCGACGGCAGAUCGUCAAAGUGUUGCGAUUUUUUGCCCAUUAUUAUUGCGCCGAUCUGCUGUUCUAUUCUUCCAAAAUGGAAAAUUUGACGGUACGUGGGCGAGCACUGACCGGCCAUCUGGCCUUCGGAACCGCAAAUAAUAAGGGUAUGAUCACCGAUCACAGCAAGCCCAUAUUUGUGGCGCACGGCGAGGAUUCGUUCGAGGAAAUCGGCCCGCCACCUCAGCUAAAGAACGCGCUUGCCAACCUACGCACCUCGAACCUUUUAUCGAUGUGGCGCGACGCCUUCGACGAAAUUUACAAGCAAAAAGAGCUCAACCUCGAGCAGGAGGCUGAUAACUCGAGUGACGCCUUGUUCGCCGAGAAAGCUAUCGAUAAAUAUAUCGAGCAGAAAAAUCGGGAUCUGGAGCUAUACAUACGUCAACGAAGGGAAAGAAAGAACCAGCGUGAAGGG